AUGUGUCGGAAAUGGACCGGUGCGCUUAUCUAUCAGUACCUGUCCAUCUCUCCAGAUCAAGUCUCUCCACCACUCGACACAUUCGCGACAUACAGAGAAUACCCUUCGUCACCGGGCCGAUACCGCGGGUUCUGCGGCCAGUGCGGUAGUUCAUUGAUUUGGAGGUCAGAAAGGGAGAGUGAGCUCGAGUCGUGUGAUCUUCUGCUUGGAAGUAUAGAUGAGCGAUGGCUUGUGGGAGGUGGAUUUGGCAAGCUGCUGUGCAAGCCCUCUGGGGCACAGCACUGGCGUGGAAAUGCUAUCGAGGGCGUAACUGACUUUCUUCAGGGUGGGAGGAUUUACCUGGCUGGAAAGGAGGCAGUUUGGACUGCAUGCGGUAUCAUUCCAUGGCAUCUAAAAAGCCUCCUCUUCUAUUAG
Aspergillus puulaauensis is the source of this 414-nucleotide messenger RNA. RefSeq lists its product as uncharacterized. The coding region runs from base 1 to 414 and encodes 137 amino acids. The transcript is spliced from 2 exons. Lineage: Eukaryota; Fungi; Ascomycota; Eurotiomycetes; Eurotiales; Aspergillaceae. The record is from RefSeq and is a predicted model, not a curated record.